This is a messenger RNA of Protobothrops mucrosquamatus (brown spotted pit viper), 416 nucleotides long. RefSeq names its product amine sulfotransferase-like. The record is from RefSeq and is a predicted model, not a curated record. The transcript is spliced from 3 exons. Gene Ontology annotation, molecular function: sulfotransferase activity. Lineage: Eukaryota; Metazoa; Chordata; Lepidosauria; Squamata; Viperidae. Gene Ontology annotation, cellular component: cytoplasm. The annotation marks the transcript as partial. Gene Ontology annotation, biological process: sulfation.
UUGCUAGCAGUUCGGUCUUCGAUCAUGUGAAAGGCUGGUAUACACAUCAAAAUGAAUUCAAUACUCUCAUCCUGUGCUAUGAGGAAAUAAUGCAGGAUCCUAGAGGUACAGUACUUCAAAUAUGCAAAUUUAUUGGAAAAGAGCUGAGCAGCCAGGAAGUAGACAAAGUUGUGGAGAUGUCUACAUUAAAGAACAUGAAAGCUGAUCCUAGGGCAAAUUUUGUGAAAACAUAUGAAGAAUGGUUUGGAAUAACAAACAUAAAACAUAUACGCAAAGGAACUGUUGGAGACUGGAAGAAUAUUAUGACAGUAUCACAAAAUGAAUGGUUUGACAAAAUGCUUCAGGCACAAAUGAAGGAUAUACCACUCAAAUUCAUCUGGGAUCUAAAGGACAUACAAUCUACUCAGAAUGGGUAG